Caenorhabditis sp. 36 PRJEB53466 is the source of this 533-nucleotide messenger RNA. NCBI's taxonomy places the organism in Eukaryota, Metazoa, Nematoda, Chromadorea, Rhabditida, Rhabditidae. The record is from the annotation of a GenBank genome assembly.
AUGGAGAUUCGAGUACGGCAUCUGGCCUUCGCAGCCAUCCUCUGCACUGUUUGUGAGUUUCGAACACUUUCAAGGCAAUAAGCCAAUCUCUUUUUUGUAGGCUACUUUGCCAAUGGACAAGGACUCAACGACCCGAUCACACAGUACAUCGAGGGACGAUUAGGAAACAGACGGAUCUUCUGGUGUCCGAGUGGAUACGGUACGUGCGCUCCUUUCUGAAUUCAUAACCAAACUGUUCGUUUCCAGGAUACUUGGCCUUCUGUCCUCAGCCCACCGACUGGGACAACUACAACUGGUGCUGCACAUUCCCCUACAUGGGAUCCUGGAAGCCCUCGUGCUGCCAGUUCGCCAUUCCGACUGGUGCCGUUGUUGCCAUCAUUCUGGCCGCGAUUGUCCUUCUCUUCGGUGAGCAUUUCUGUCCUUCGGCUCGUUUCCAACCGCUAUCCCAUUUUUUAGUGCUCAUCGGAAUGUCGUGCUGGUGUUGCUGGUGCUGUCCGCUCUACAAACAGUUGUACGAUUUCGAGGACGAGUAG